This is a messenger RNA of Telopea speciosissima, 4386 nucleotides long. Its product is annotated as transcriptional activator DEMETER-like. The record is from RefSeq and is a predicted model, not a curated record. Gene Ontology annotation, molecular function: 4 iron, 4 sulfur cluster binding; DNA N-glycosylase activity; DNA demethylase activity. Bases 66 to 4049 code for a protein of 1327 amino acids. Lineage: Eukaryota; Viridiplantae; Streptophyta; Magnoliopsida; Proteales; Proteaceae. The transcript has 18 exons. Gene Ontology annotation, biological process: base-excision repair.
UGCUUGGGACAAAGGGACCAAAGAAUGGAAUCAGUAAAUCUGGACGAGAUGUGUAUGAGCACUCUAUGGUGACAGAGCAUUGCCCAGUCCAAAAACAUAGUACAGAUCCACUUUUACUCAGCACGACAAUCUUUGCUGAACUGCAAAGUUCUGGGUUUAUGCUCAACUUUGGUCACACCGAAAGGAUAACAAAGAAGAUAUCCAAGGGAUCUACACGGGUCCGGGACUUGGCCUCCUUAACUGCAAUUCCACAGAGUACCCAAUUGCAAUCAACCCCUCAGGAAACAGCACCAACAUCAGGUGAUAGGCAAGGAACUGAAAUUGUUCAGAGACCACAAGCUUGUCUCGAAACCCUUGUUGCAGAGAACUACGGAAAGAAAAAGAGGAAAGGAAAAGCAACUCCACCAGUCAAUUCAGUUUACUGCACCGUCAACCAAAUGCAUCUCCAAGAGAACAAGACUGCUACAUAUGAUCAACACCAGCACUCAGCCACAUCAAGAGGUAAGUCAGGAAUUCCACAGCCAUACAUGGUAGCCAUAGAUGAAAUUGUUCUGAAAUUGAAGCAUCUAGACAUCAAUGGAGAAACCAACAGAAUCCCAUGCCCAGAGCAAAACGCAUUGGUUCCUUACAAUGGCAACACCACAAUGGUUCCUUAUGAGGGAUUGUUUGAUCCUGCAAGAAAACGGAAGCCACGGCCCAAAGUAGACCUCGACCCAGAGACAAAUAGAGUUUGGAGGCUUCUGAUGGGAAAGGAAGCCAGCGAAGGGAUGGACCAAAUGGCCAACGACAAGGACAAGGAGAAAUGGUGGGAAGAAGAAAGGAGAGUAUUCCGCGGACGGGCAGACUCAUUCAUUGCCCGCAUGCAUCUUGUCCAAGGUGAUAGACGCUUCUCCCAAUGGAAAGGAUCAGUUGUGGACUCAGUAGUUGGGGUCUUUCUUACUCAGAAUGUAUCUGAUCAUCUUUCCAGCUCUGCCUUCAUGUCCCUUGCUGCAAGAUUUCCACUUCAGUCAAAGAGCAAUGAGAGAGCAUGCUGUAAAGAAGGAUUAAACACAUCACUUGAAGAGUCAGAUGUGUGCAUUCUAGAAAUGGUAGACACCAUCAACUGGCAUGAAACAAUGCCAAGUCAGCCUGUCUGUGAUCAAAGCUCUAUGACGUUCCAUGAAGCUGGACAUAUUGAAGAACGAGAAGUGGAUAAUAGCAAUGAAUCCUUUGGGAGCAAUAUGGGAGAUGGAAGCUCAACUGACAAUUCACGAGGCAAGCAGUCACCUGUUUGCAGGAGCAGUCUAGAGAUGUCCCAUGAUUUGCUGCGAAAAAGAACAGAUAGCAUGACCACAAACAUUGGAGGGGCAAAUUUUGCAGAAGAUGAUAGAAGAGCACUUGAAGAUGCACUUUCAUCUCAAAACUCUACAGAGGCAUCUACUUUCCAGAUCACUGAAAGGAAUGGAUCAUGCUCAGACUCCAACUCAGAAGCUGAAGAUCUACUAACACACAGUCCAUCUAAACCAUCAUCAGAUUGCUUUGAUGAUUGCACUUUUACGGAGCUACUACAGAUGGAAGGAAGCACAAGGUUCCAGGAGAUUUACAACUGUGGAAGUGGGACUUCUUUAUUUAACCUAGGCACCAAGGGCGAGCAGAACCAAUUAAAAGGUAUGGACUCGGACAAUCAUAGAUCAAGCAUGUUCGGGAUAGACUGCUUAAAAGAUAUAUCUGCACACAUCUACCCAUCCAGUUCAUACCCGUCCCAAACACAAGUUCCUAUCAUCAAGUCCAGUACAUACAGUUUGAAGGUGACCCAAGACUCGGGAAUACUGGAAGUCAAGUGCCCAGAUAUGCUAGGAGAAGAAAGCAAAUCUCCCCUGCCUUCACUUGCUUCCAAAAUCACCGAGACAACACAUGCCAAUUUCAGUAGAAAACAAAAUACAGUAGUGCCAGAGACUGUAGGUAAAACUACACGUCAGAAGGUACCAUCAAGUGCUCAAGCAGAACAACCAGCUGGUCUGUAUGGAUCUUUAAACAAGAACCAGACACAGACAUUGUAUAGCUUGCAACCAGAAACUUAUAGUGAGAGGAAUCCAAAAUCAUUCAGCCAUCAACAAAGAGAUAUGACAGAGGCAUUACAGUCCAAAAACACUAUGCUUGGUGAACCUAGAAACCUUGAUCAUACAUUAGUUGAAAGGCAAAAGAGUGGAAUGAACCAGGUAUCAAGUUUCACAGUAGUUUCAGAUGUUUUAGAUGUGGAAAGGGGAUGUUUAGCAGAUCAAGAAAAAUCCAUAGAGAAUAAGGUGAUUCAAUCAAACUUCAAAGAACAAGUUUACAACUCAGUUACUGGCACCUCAAAGAAUUUGAAAGCAAAAAAGAUAGAGGCAGGGAAAAAGAAGGAAGUUGAUUGGGAUGGUUUAAGAAAGCAAGCUUAUGCAAAUGUUGGGAAAAGAGAAAGAAGUAGCAAUACAAUGGACUCACUGGACUGGGAAGCAGUGAGAUGUGCAGAUGUUAAUGAGAUUGCUAAUGCCAUCAAAGAACGUGGAAUGAACAACAUGCUUGCCGAGAGAAUCAAGGAUUUUCUCAACCGACUGGUUAGAGAACAUGAAGGCCUUGAUCUUGAAUGGUUAAGGGAUGUUCCACCUGACCAAACAAAGGAGUUCCUGCUGAGCAUAAGGGGUUUGGGUCUGAAAAGUGUGGAGUGUGUACGGCUUCUGACACUUCAUCAUCUUGCUUUUCCAGUCGACACAAAUGUCGGACGCAUAGCUGUAAGGCUGGGAUGGGUGCCACUACAACCACUGCCUGAGUCACUUCAAUUGCAUCUUCUAGAAAUGUACCCAAUGCUGGAGUCAAUUCAGAAAUAUCUCUGGCCAAGGCUCUGCACACUAGAUCAACGGACACUGUAUGAAUUGCAUUAUCAGAUGAUUACAUUUGGAAAGGUUUUCUGUACAAAGAGCAAGCCAAAUUGCAAUGCAUGUCCAAUGAGAGGAGAGUGCAAACACUUUGCCAGUGCAUUUGCAAGUGCGAGGUUUGCCCUGCCGGCUCCAGAGGAGAAGAGUAUAGUAAGUUCAACUAUACCAGUUGCAGCUGAGCACAACCCAACUUUGGGUAUCAACAACCUAACAAUGGGCAUCAACCAAAUGCCACUGGCUCUACCUGAGGCUGAGGCAAACCCACUUACGGUGACAGCGCCAGAAAACAGGAAAGAAAACAAAAACUGUGAACCUAUUGUUGAAGUCCCUGCAACACCAGAGCCUGAAUGUACAGAGAUAACACCAAGUGAUAUGGAAGAUUUUUUCGAUGAGGAUCCUGAUGAAAUACCAACUAUCAAACUUAACAUUGAAGAGUUCACAAUGAACUUAGAAAAUUAUAUGCAAGAGUGUAGUAUGGAACUUCAAGAGGGAAGCAUGUCUAAGGCUUUAGUUGCUUUGACUCCAGAAACUGCUUCUCUCCCUGUGCCAAAACUGAAGAAUGUGAGCAGGUUACGCACCGAGCACCAAGUUUACGAGCUACCUGAUUCACACCAUCUUCUGAAAGGGAUGGACAAGCGAGAACCAGAUGAUCCAUGUUCAUACCUCCUCGCUAUAUGGACUCCAGGUGAAACUGCAGAAUCAAUUGAACCACCAAAAAGCAGUUGUGGUUCUCAAGAAGCAGGCAAACAAUGCAAUGAGAAGACAUGCUUUUCAUGCAACAGUAUACGAGAAGCAAAUUCCCAAACAGUCCGAGGGACUCUUUUGAUACCAUGCCGAACAGCAAUGAGGGGUAGCUUUCCACUCAAUGGCACAUAUUUUCAAGUCAAUGAGGUAUUUGCUGACCAUGAUUCUAGUGUUAACCCAAUUGAUGUUCCAAGGGCAUGGCUUUGGAAUCUACCAAGACGGACUGUUUACUUUGGUACCUCCAUACCAACAAUAUUUAAAGGUCUAACAACAGAAGGAAUUCAACACUGCUUCUGGAGAGGGUUUGUUUGUGUGAGGGGAUUCGACCAGAAAACCAGAGCGCCACGCCCACUAAUGGCCAGGCUGCACUUUCCAGCAAGCAAGUUGGCUAGGGCAAAAGACACAAUGAAAUGAAGAGUAGGUCAAAUGCAGAGUAUAAAGCCAAUACAAAAUCCUAACUAGGAUCUGUCCAUUUGAAGAGCAGAUCGCUGACCAACCUAUUGCUGUACAUCUAAUGGCACCUCCUUUAACAUGAGGGCAUAUACCAGCUGCGAUGAAUGCAAGUCAGUUGGAAAGAAAAGGUUGAAGGAUCAAAUUAAAUUUGUAAAAUCCCAUGAGAAUUGGGCUUGUAGUUUGUACAUGAUUAACAUUAUGAUGAUUAUUUCAUUUCAUGCUCGAAAUCGGGCCAUUCUUCUGAAAGCAACCAAUGUCAACAAAAAUAAAAAUCAAAUAUAUUUUUCAACUUGUUCCA